CAAUAAUGCUAUGACUGUAUCGUAUCAUAUGAAUAACGUAUUGAAGACAUCGAUUGAUUUGAUUCAUAAAUUGAUACCAAAUUAGUGGUAAUAAACGGAUCCUAUCGAUGGCACUGACAAAGAUCGACAACUGGGACGAGAGUCUGGGCAUCACUAACACGACUCCCACGGAAGACACCAAAGAGGAGGACAAACACCUGUCCGCUAAGAUCGAAACCAUCUCUCUGUCGACCGAGUCUUCGCAAUCGACCGAAACAAAUGGCGCCACAAAUCAGACACGCGAUGAGGAU
Molecule: messenger RNA, 290 nt
Organism: Oppiella nova
Lineage: Eukaryota; Metazoa; Arthropoda; Arachnida; Sarcoptiformes; Oppiidae
Source: the annotation of a GenBank genome assembly